Molecule: messenger RNA, 15365 nt
Organism: Gambusia affinis (western mosquitofish)
Lineage: Eukaryota; Metazoa; Chordata; Actinopteri; Cyprinodontiformes; Poeciliidae
Gene: cacna1ba
Product: calcium channel, voltage-dependent, N type, alpha 1B subunit, a
Exons: 48
Coding region: 650-7585 (2311 amino acids)
Biological process (GO): calcium ion import across plasma membrane; chemical synaptic transmission
Cellular component (GO): voltage-gated calcium channel complex; membrane; neuronal cell body
Molecular function (GO): high voltage-gated calcium channel activity
Source: RefSeq, a predicted model, not a curated record
GGCGUCUCUCAGCCACAUGGGGGUAUGGAUGAGCGGCGCUGGGGAAAGUGAAGUCUACAUUCUUCUUAAAGGAGGUUUCGCGGAAUCGAGCGGCCGAGCCGUGAUUUCUCUGCGGAAGACGGAUCAUCUGAAGGCGGCGUGUUUUUUCAGCUUCCGUGGGGAGCGGCAGCUCCAAGAAACACGCGCUCCUCAUUCACCUCGGCGCGGACUGGAGCCUCCCGGAGGAGGAAAUGAGGCUGUUUCUGGGCGUUCUUCUUAGACUAGGGAUCACAGACUGACUGAAGCCCGUCUCCGCAGUCAAACAGCUGGGAAGUUGUUUUCACUGGAUGGAUGGAUCUGUCGCCUCUGAGGAGCGGGGCGGGCAGCCGGAGGAGCAACACCCAGGAAAAUGAUGCAUCAUGGAGUGGCAGCCGCUGAACUUUGAGCAACAAAUUCACCUCGGAGCUGUCGGCGGCAUGGGGAGCCGCGGAGACCAGGAGCUGUCGGAGCGACCCUGAGGAGCCACUCUUUUUGUUUUGCUGGAUCUUCUUGCUGACUCUGUCAGUGAGGACCUGCCGGGGGACAGUGCAGCAGGCUCUGCUGUGAUGCUUCAUCUCCAUUCCUGUUCUGUCAGUGUCGGUGUCUCCAGCAAGAUUUUCGCAGUCUCAGAAUGGCUCGUUUUGAAGACGAUGCGUCCAGCCGCUUCAGAGGCAGCGGCCCCCCGGGGCCAGCCAGAGGGGCCAACCGGCAGCCGGGGCCUCCCGGGGGCCAAAGGAUGUACAAACAGACCAUGGCUCAGAGAGCCAGGACCAUGGCUAUUUACAACCCCAUUCCAGUCAAACAGAACUGCCUCACCGUUAACCGCUCCCUGUUUAUCUUUAGCGAGGAUAAUAUCAUCCGGAAAUAUGCCAAAAAGAUCACAGAAUGGCCUCCAUUCGAGUACAUGAUCCUGGCCACCAUCAUAGCAAACUGCAUCGUUCUGGCCUUGGAGCAACACCUGCCAGCUUUGGACAAAACCCCGCUGUCAGAACGUUUGGAUGACACAGAGCCCUACUUUAUUGGAAUAUUUUGCUUUGAGGCAGGGAUCAAGAUCAUUGCCUUGGGUUUUGCUUUUCACAAAGGCUCCUACCUACGUAAUGGCUGGAAUGUAAUGGACUUUGUGGUGGUCCUAACAGGGAUCCUGGCUACUGUAGGGGCUGAUUUUGAUCUGAGAACACUGAGAGCAGUCAGAGUCCUGCGGCCCCUCAAACUCGUCUCUGGCAUUCCAAGCCUUCAAGUGGUGUUGAAGUCCAUUAUGAAAGCUAUGGUACCUCUGCUCCAGAUUGGAAUGCUGCUUUUCUUCGCCAUUCUCAUGUUUGCUAUCAUCGGUCUGGACUUCUACAUUGGCAAAUUUCAUCGAACAUGCUUCAAGAAUGGAACAAAAGAGCAGGUGGCAGAUUUCCCUUGUGGACCUGAACCUCCAGCAAGGACCUGUGGCAAAGGGAAUAUCUGUGAAGAGUACUGGCUUGGACCUAACUUUGGGAUCACAAACUUUGACAACAUCCUGUUCGCCAUUCUCACUGUUUUCCAGUGUAUCACCAUGGAAGGAUGGGUGGACAUCCUGUACAAUGCCAAUGAUGCCUCUGGGAACAUGUGGAACUGGCUCUACUUCAUCCCUCUCAUCAUCAUUGGGUCGUUCUUCAUGCUCAACCUGGUGCUGGGUGUGCUGUCAGGAGAGUUUGCAAAGGAAAGGGAGCGUGUGGAGAAGAGGCAAGAAUUCCUGAAGCUUCGUCGACAGCAGCAGAUUGAGAGAGAGCUGACUGGUUAUUUGGAGUGGAUCUGUAAAGCAGAAGAGGUGAUGUUGGCUGAGGAAGACAAGAACGCUGAGGAGAAGUCUCUGGAUGGAGCGUGGUACAAAAGGAAACAUAACCCCAACUCUGUGCUGAAAAGAACAAAGAAAAGUAAGAAUGACCUCAUCAAUGCAGAAGAAGGGGAGGACCAUUUCACUGACAUUUCAUCAGUUGGCCCCCCAGGGUCGCCAUUUGCACGAGCGAGUGUGAAGAGCAAGAACGAGAGCUCGUCUUACCUGAGGAGGAAGGAGAAGAGAAUUCGCUUCACCAUCCGCCACCUGGUCAAAUCCCAGACGUUUUACUGGACUGUAUUAUGUCUUGUUGGCCUCAACACGCUGUGUGUAGCUAUAGUACACUAUGACCAGCCAGAGUGGCUUACGUAUGCAUUAUACCUGGCCGAGUUUGUGUUUCUGGGCUUAUUCCUGGCUGAGAUGACCAUAAAAAUGUACGGCCUUGGACCCCAGACUUACUUCCACUCUUCUUUUAACUGUUUUGAUUUUGGGGUCAUUAUUGGGAGUAUUUUUGAGGUGGUCUGGGCUGCGAUCAAACCUGGUGCUUCAUUUGGAAUCAGUGUCCUGAGAGCGCUGCGACUUCUCCGGAUCUUCAAAGUUACCAAGUACUGGAACUCUUUGAGGAACCUGGUGGUAUCCCUACUCAACUCUAUGAAGUCCAUCAUCAGUCUGUUGUUCCUGCUCUUCCUCUUCAUCGUGGUCUUUGCUCUGCUGGGAAUGCAGUUGUUUGGAGGACAGUUUAACUUUGAGGAUGAAACUCCAACAACCAACUUUGACACAUUCCCAGCUGCUAUUCUCACUGUGUUUCAGAUUCUAACUGGGGAGGACUGGAAUGCUGUCAUGUACCAUGGGAUAGAAUCUCAGGGUGGUGUGCAUGGAGGAAUGUUCUCCUCCAUUUAUUUCAUCAUACUUACUCUUUUUGGAAACUACACACUGCUCAACGUGUUCUUGGCCAUCGCUGUUGAUAACCUUGCAAAUGCCCAGGAGCUUACAAAGGAUGAAGAGGAGCAGGAGGAGGCCAUCAGCAAAAAGCUGGCUCUUCAGAAGGCUAAAGAGGUACAGGAAGUCAGCCCUAUGUUGGCUGCUAACAUUUCAAUCACAACGAGUUAUGUCUGCACCCCAGUCCAUCACUACCUGAGCAAUGAGCAGCAGAGGUCAGUCAAGAUGAUGUCUGUCUGGGAGCAGAAAGCCAGCCAGCUGAGGAGGCACAAUCAGGCGAGCUGUGAGGUCUUAUAUGAUCCCGAGGAGUGUGUCUGCCUCCCCUCUGGUCUUCAGAUGCGGCCUGACAUGAAGACCCACCUUGACCGGCCCCUGGUUGUUGGACAUUCCGAUGGGCUGUUGAUGAGAGGCCAUCAACAUCACCGUCACCAGCCGGGCACGCCGGAGGAAACAGAGACUGCCGCUGAUCCACCGUCCGCUCCGCCUCAUUCUAAUCACCGUCACCACCGCCACAGAGACAGAGGGCGGGCUAAGGUGAAAGAAGAGCCCAAUGACAGCGGAGGUGACAGUGGGAAAGAUGGGAGACAACACGUCCAUCACAGCCACUCCAAAAAUCAUGACUACAGCUGUAGACAAGAGGGGAAGAGCGGGAGGUCCUCCAGCAAAGACAGGAGCAGGAAGCAUCACCAUCACAGUUCAAUGGAUGAGAGCGCAGGUGUGGGGGCCACAAGAGAGAGAGAGCAUCGGCAUCAUCAUUCACAUCGACAGUCCAGAGGGGGGAAUGGGGCAGUGAAUGGUGGGGGUCGAGGCGAGCACAGGCUUCACCGUAAAGAUGGUCGAUCAUCUAACAAGGAUGGGGAUAGGGAGGGCAAGAGGAGGAGGCAUCGAACACACGGGUCGAGGAGUCAGUCCAGGGCUGAAGUAGAGGAGACAAACGAGAGAGAUGAGCCAAAUACUAACAGGUUUGGUGAGUCAGAUGACAUCUCCCAGCAGCCAGGCUCUCUGGAAACGUCUGGCCAGCCAGAGGACUCAGACAACCAGAAGAAUGUCAGACGAACAGGCCAGACCUCCAUCCGCAUUCCCCCUGUGACUAUCACCACACCUGGAGAGAUCACUAUGAUACAAAUGAACAGUACUGAUAAUGAAUCAAUGCCUAUGAAUGAGAAGAACCUGAAGGAUCAAUGUCACUCUGGACCAAGACCCAUCUUAGCUUACAGCUCAAUGUUUAUCUUUGGACAGACCAACCCGGUGAGGAGGUUAUGUCACUACAUUGUGACCCUGCGGUAUUUUGAGAUGUCCAUCCUGGUUGUUAUCGCAAUGAGCAGCAUUGCUCUGGCAGCUGAGGAUCCAGUCUGGACAAAUGCCCCUCGCAACAAUGUGCUCAAAUAUCUGGACUAUGCCUUUACUGGUGUUUUCACGUUCGAAAUGGUGAUCAAAAUGGUGGAUCUUGGACUGCUUCUCCAUCCUGGAUCUUACUUCAGAGACCUGUGGAACAUUCUGGACUUCAUAGUGGUCAGUGGGGCUCUGGUGGCAUUUGCAUUUUCGGGGACUAAAGGCAAAGACAUCAGCACCAUCAAGUCACUGAGGGUUCUCAGGGUUCUUAGGCCUCUCAAGACCAUCAAACGUCUGCCAAAACUCAAGGCCGUGUUUGACUGUGUGGUCAACUCUUUAAAGAACGUGCUGAACAUCCUCAUUGUUUACAUCCUCUUCAUGUUCAUUUUUGCUGUUAUUGCGGUUCAGCUCUUCAAGGGAAAGUUUUUCUAUUGCACUGAUGAGUCCAAAGCCCUGGAGAAAGAUUGCAAAGGACAAUUUCUUGACUACGACAAAGAAACAGUGGCAGCAAUGCCAAGAGAGUGGAAAAAAUAUGAAUUCCAUUAUGACAAUGUACUCUGGGCCUUCCUAACUCUCUUCACAGUCUCAACUGGGGAGGGCUGGCCAACUGUUCUGAAACACUCUGUUGAUGCUACCUUCGAAGAUCAAGGUCCCAGCCCUGGCUACCGCAUAGAGAUGUCCAUCUUCUAUGUGGUCUACUUCGUGGUCUUUCCAUUUUUCUUUGUCAACAUCUUUGUUGCUCUAAUAAUUAUCACCUUCCAAGAACAGGGAGACAAGGCCUUGUCUGAAUGCAGUUUGGAAAAGAAUGAGAGGGCUUGUAUUGACUUUGCCAUAAAUGCGAAACCUUUGACACGCUACAUGCCAGAGGACACACAAUCCUUCCAAUACAGGAUGUGGAAGUUUGUCGUUUCACCCCCAUUUGAGUACUCCAUUAUGAUCAUGAUUGCUCUCAACACUGUGGUACUCAUGAUGAAGUUUCAUGGAGCUCCAGACUUUUAUGAAGCAAUGCUGAAGUACCUUAACAUAGUGUUCACCACUCUUUUCUCUCUGGAGUGCAUUCUCAAGAUCAUCGCCUUUGGUCCCCUGAACUACUUAAAAGAUGCCUGGAAUGUAUUUGACUUUGUGACAGUUUUGGGGAGCAUCACUGACAUCCUGGUGACUGAAAUCAAAACUACGGACAGACUAUUGAAUUUGAGCUUCCUGAGGCUCUUCAGAGCAGCUCGGCUCAUCAAGUUGCUGAGGCAAGGCUACACCAUCCGCAUCCUGCUCUGGACCUUUGUCCAGUCUUUCAAGGCCCUGCCAUAUGUGUGCCUGCUUAUCGCCAUGCUGUUCUUCAUUUAUGCCAUCAUUGGGAUGCAGGUGUUUGGGAACAUUGAGCUGAAUGAAGACACAGCUAUCAACCACCAUAACAACUUCCGCACUUUUCUCCAGGCUCUUAUGCUGCUGUUCAGGAGUGCAACUGGAGAAGCCUGGCAUGAGAUCAUGUUGUCGUGUCUGAGUCAUCGACCCUGUGAUGAGCUUUCAGGGACUAGUGGGAAAGACUGUGGCAGUGAUUUUGCCUACUUCUACUUUGUUUCCUUCAUUUUCCUCUGCUCCUUCUUGAUGCUGAAUCUCUUUGUGGCUGUCAUAAUGGAUAACUUUGAGUACCUGACCAGAGACUCCUCCAUCCUGGGGCCGCAUCAUCUUGAUGAAUUCAUUCGAGUUUGGGCCGAGUAUGACCCAGCUGCUUGUGGCCGUAUCAAGUACUCCGAUAUGUAUCAGAUGCUGCUACACAUGCCCCCGCCCUUAGGUUUGGGAAAGAAAUGUCCACCAAGAGUCGCCUACAAGCGUCUUGUCAAAAUGAACAUGCCCAUUGCUGAUGACAACACAGUCCACUUUACCUCCACUCUGAUGGGCCUGAUUCGCACUGCGCUGGAGAUCAAGUUGGCCUCAGGUAUGGUGCUGCAGCGUUUAAGGGAUGCAGAGUUAAAGAAAGAAAUAUCCACAGUUUGGCCGAGCCUCAGUCAGAAGACCAUGGAUUUGUUGGUGACGCCACACAAACCCAAUGAGCUAACGGUAGGAAAGGUUUACGCAGCACUGAUGAUCUUUGACUACUUGAAACAGAAUCGAGCGAGGAGGCUGCAGCAGAUGGCCAACUCUGACCCCCAGUACAAGGUCGAAGCUCUGUUUAAGCCAUUGCUGCCUCUGACUCACAUGCAGGGCUCACCCAGUGCUCCUCAAUCUCAGCAAAGCCUGGAGUCAUUCCGUCAAGUGGUCAGCUCUAACUCCAUCAACAAUGGAGGGAUGCUGCCAGGUUAUGACCCCAGAAAUAAAUCAGUAGUUUCCACUGGGAUGGAGAGGCCCACCGAGGGGGUCUAUCCCAAACCAAAGAGAACCAUAUCCAAAGGCCCAUCAGUGGACACAUCAAACGCUGUCAAUCAGGAGUCAGUAGGGCUGAACAGUGUCAGCAGCACAGUCCCAGUCCCAGUCCCUGGUCCAGGUCUGGAGAGCCAGGGCAGGGCUGCUUCAAUGCCUCGGCUCAACGUGGAGCUCCAGGCUGGCCGUGAUGCUAGCUCUAUGAGACGCUCUGUUACCACUGUAGCUCCACAGCGGCCCCAGGAGGUUAACCUCAGGGACUACACCCUGGAGAAACCUCGUCAGGAGAGAACACAUCACCAUCACCACCACCAUCACUGCCACCACCGCAGAGACCGGGACAAAGACAAGAGACAAGGGUCUUUGGAUACUCCUCUUGAACCUCCCAACUCAGCUGGCGAACCAGAACAGUCGACAUCUGAACCUGCUGCCUCCAGAGAGCGAGCCCAUAAACGUGGGCGCUCCCAUGAAAGGAAACACCAUCACUCCUCAGCAGACAAGCAACGCUACUACUCCUGUGACCGCUACUGCAGCCGGGAACGCUGCUGUCCCAUAUCUGCUACUGCCGCCUGCUCCUACCGAGAGGAGCAGGAAACCAGCAAAAAGCAGGGCAGUGGUUUGGUUAAAGGCAGCCAAGAUGCAUCAAGAUCCAGUUCAAGCACACCAAGCCGUGGACGCCGGCAGCUCCCACAGGUCCCACACACCCCACGGCCUGGGGUGGGAUAUAAGACUGCACACCCUUCUCAAGUGCACUUUGUGUCUAGUCAGGCUUCUCAGAGUCCUGGCCGACUAAGCCGUGGCCUGUCGGAACACAACACCCUGCGUCAUAGUGGUUCCUACUACUUCCCCUGCCCUGUCACUCGUAUCAGCUCAGAGCCCUUUCUGGGCCAGGGCCAUGGUGAGGCCCUGGGCAGUCCUUACAGCAGCUUCCAGAACCAGCUGGAUGUCUUCCAGGAUGUGGCAUCACUGUCCCCUACCCCUAGUGCUGAACAGUCACCCCGGACCACACUGCCUCGAAGGAUGGGAGCCCUACAUCCAACUUUUGGUGUAGACCCGAGUGUGCCCAAUGGGUACCACUUAAGUUUAGGGGGCAGCACCAGCCCAGGCACUGGAUACAGGGCACUGAGGUACAGAAGGUAGAUGGGAAUGAAUGGUGCUACCAUGGCUUUAAACCAACCUUUUUAAUGCAUUUUUGAGGCAUUAUGAUGGGUUUUAUCAGCUUUUCUGAAGGCUUUAGUUUACAUGGUAAUUUUGUGUUUAAUACUGUAUUCUAGCUGAGAAAGUUAAGGAGAUGGAAUACACAUGGCAUUCUAAAACGAAAGAGAAAAUACAUUUCCUUUCCACUAGGAGACACGUUUGUCUGGCAGUUGCUAGGGUGUUUUUUUUACCUCAGUGUUUUGUCGAAACCACCAUAUUGAGCUUGAAAGAAUAAUUGAAAUGGGAGAAUCAUUUUUCAUGUUCUAGUAAUAAUACCCUGCAACAGACUGGCGACCUGUCCAGGGUGUACCCCGCCUCUCGCCCGGAACGUAGCUGGAGAUAGGCACCAGCAACCCUCCCGACCCCAUUAGGGACAAAGGGUGAAUAGAAAAUGGAUGGAUGGAUGGAUGGAUAGUAAUAAUACCCUACAACCUGAACAGAUAAGAGUCUUACAGUUUUAGAUAAGACUUAUGCAGACCAGCUGUAUAUUCAAAUUUAGCUUAUAUUUUGUCUUGCUUAAACGUAGUGUUCAGUGUGGGACAUGGGUUUUUUCUCAUGAUGGCCGUUGUGCUACACAUAAUGCCUUUUGCCAUUGUGGAGAAAAUGAGUUGUGGUGUGUGUAUGCAGCUAACUUUUUGACCAAUAGUUCUUUUAUUAAAACUUAAAGCUGCACUAACUUGCCCUUCCAUAAGUCAGCAAUUAUAACAGAUUCCCCCUUUUCAAAGACAAUUUAACAGGUUCAAAUAGCCAUCUAAUUCUCCAUGUUGGUGAUGAGUCUACUUGGUUCUGUUUAGUUAUGGAUCUGUUCCCAAGUAUUCAUGCAAAGUGAACUUUUGAAAUUCUGUGAAGGAUGUCUCUGAACAGACAUUUUUAGUACGCUAACCACAAAAUACCAGCGUGUUAUUUUGAUAAUUUGGGUUUUUUUUGUUUUUUUAUUUCAGACAAACAUUUCACCAACAAGACAUAAUAAAGCAAGACUUUCAUAUUUAGAAGUGUAAAUACAAUACCUUAUUACCAAAUAUACAUGCUCAAAUACCUGUAAAUACUCCACUUGACUGUGAGCCUGAAAAGGAACAUAAUGAAGUUUAACUUAUACAAUCACUCUCUGUUUCCAUUCAGUAAUUCAUAAUCUUCCCAUUUCCCAUGUCUCUUCUAAAUAAAAAUUGUUUCUGAACCAGAUGAAAAUACUAUACACGCUCAUAUAUGCAUAUAUACACAUACACAUCUACCUGUAUAUAUACAUAUGUAAUGUAUAACUAUAUACACACCACACACACAUUUACACACCCAUACACACACACCCGUACACCCAAUUGCCCAGGUCAUCCACAACGCUGUAAUUCAUCCAUUUAUAAUAACCACUUUGAGGCUUUUCUUAAAAUACCUCAUGCUUGGACUUUGCUUGAACUCUGUGGUGAAUUCUUUCCAAAUCUUCACACCAUGACUGAGAUGCACAUCCUUUUCAUUGUUGUUCAAACAGUUAAAGUUCUGAAGUUGAGGUUUUCUCUAUAGUCAUAUUCCCCCACUCUAUUAGUAAACAAUUUUUGAAUAUUUUCUGGUAAUAGUUUGUCUCUAGCUUUGAACACAAACUGUGCAGUUUGAAACUCUUCCAAAUCUGGGAAUUUAAAGAGGCAAGAAUCUAUAAAUAAAUUGCUGGUAUGAAAUCAACCACAGAAAUCAACCUUGUGAACUAUUCGAAUGGCUCUUUUCUGUAAUGUACAUAAUGGUUGAAGUGAAGUUUUGUAGGUGUUGCCCCAAACUUCCAGUCAGUAACUUAGAUAUGGCAAAAUAAGUGAAGAGUAGAGAAUCUGAAUGGGAGGGGAGUUUAGAAAUUUUUUUAGCAUUAUAGAGAACUGCAACACUUCUAGCUAUUUUAGAUUGAACAUAUUUAACAUGAGGUUUCCAACAGAUCUCAUUAUGAAUCAAUACUCCUAAAAAACUAAUUUUAGUAAUUCUCUCAAUUUUCACAUUAUCAAUUAUUAUUUGUAAAUCGCUAUCCCCUUCACAAUUCCCUAAUAACAUAAACUUGGUUUUAUCUAAAUUUAGUGAUAAUUAAUAUCAAACCACUUUUUCAAUUUGCAUAGCUCUAAAUUAAUUUCUAUCAAAAGUUGCUGUAAAUUUUCACCUGUACAAAAAAUUUUUGUAUUGUCUGUAAAUAAAACAAAAUUAAGUAUCUUGGAAACCUUACAUAUGUCAUUUAUGUAUAAAAUAAACAACUUUGGUCCCAAUACUGAGCCCUAGGUAACACCACAAUGAAGUGGUAGCCUCUUCUGUUAAUUAAAGAACUGCAUUCACUAUGGAUCUUUGUGACCUAAAUUCAUACUGACUCUCAUGGAAUAGUUGGUGUUUAUCAAUAAAUCUAUCCAAUCUGGCAACAAAUAUUUUUUCCAAAAUUUGGGAGAAUUGUGGAAGUAAAGAAACAGGCCUGUAAUUGGUGAAAUGAUGUCUGUUCCCAGAUUUACAAAGUUGGAUGACUUUUGCAAUUUUCAUUUUUUGUGGAAAAAUAUCAGUUCGAAUUGACAGAUUACAGAUACAGUAUUCAUUUGCGGCUGUAUAAUUUCCACAGUCACCUUCUUUAUUAUUACUAUGUCAAUACCAUCACAGUCAGUUGACCUUUUAUUUUUACAUUUCUUUACAUAUCUAUAAUUUCUUUUCCUUCCACUGCUGUAAGAAACAUGAAAUCUAGAUUUCUGCUAACUAAUGUAUCAUUUGGUGUUUCAUGUACUGUUGGCCUUGUUUGGACAUUAGUAGCAAAACUCCCUCUGUUGUAGCAUCUUAAAGGGGAGCUUUUAUUUUAUUUUUCACAGUAGGAUUUCAACCCUUUUUGAAUCAGUGUGUAAAGAUAUUUAGUCAGCUAAAGAGGAGAAAUUAAUCAAUAGAGCCUAAUUUAUUUGACAGGAAACAUUUUUUGUUUAGCAUGGAUAUUUUUAGAUUAUUUCUACCAUGUACAUUAGAAACUCUUAACCAGCAGACAGUGGAAAUGCUUCAUCUGGGUCGCAUUAGAGCUGUUAGAAAAUUCACAGAAAAGAUCAUGCUCAGAGAUUAAAAAAAUCUGAAUUUUAUGUCUGAUUUAAAAUCAUCUUCUCUUGUAAGUCCUUGACCUGCCAACACAGAUUUGAGCUUAUUCCAAUUUCUGCGUAAGACUGGAGCACUGAAAAUUAUUUAUUUUCAUCUUCCUGCUGUGAGUGGUUAUUAAUUAUUUAUACUAAGCAGUGAUGUCACUACACUCAUGUGAUAAAGCAGUCACUUUUAAACAGGAUGUUACUAUUUUAUGACAAAAACAAAAGUAUUCUUGAGUUGAUAUUUUAAUAUUGAUAUUCUUGAGUUAUUCCUGAGUUGGCUUUGGCAUGUUAAAUUACCACUUAGCAUUUAAAAAGAGAGUUCUCACCAUGCCUUAAGAGAAUGCAAGUUUUACCUUAGCUCUGAGAUUUCUGCCAACAUUUCUAAAUUUGAAAUGUCCCAUAAUAGAAAGGGAGUUGAUUAAAAAAAGAGUAACUUCUGGUGCUAAACUCUGUCCAGCCUUCCUGUUAUCUACUGAAUCUCCUUCUCUCUCCCACUCUUUCAUUGUCAAAAUGAACCGCAGACAAGUCUCAAAAAUGUCAUAGAAAAUUAAUCUUAAAUACCUUUUUUCAUUUUUAAAUGCAUAACCACAUGUGACCUUAUAGCAACUAAAAUUAUAUGUUCACUCGUUAGAAAAGUUUGGAAUUUGAGUUGUUAACUGUAUAGACACCUACAGGAUCAAACGGUUAUGUUAAAUUAUGCUUAAAGUCAGUUUGUCUGUGAAUCUUGGCUUAUGUAUCACCCUCACUGAUUUGUGGGCCAGCUAUGGGAGUGCUUUGGGAUUCUUGCUGUGCUGCUGUGACAAUUGUAGAUCAAGGUACAAAAUGUUGUUGGAAAAAAAAAAAACUUCAAAAGAGAGCUACAAACUAAUGCAACAUGUAACGGUAAAUUCCAAGUUGUUUCUUACUAUAAACUGAAGGAAGCAGAACAACUCUUCAACAGUUAUGCCCUUUUUAAGCUUCCUUUUUACACCAAAGUGCAGCCUUUGAUGAAAAAUUGUAGACAAUUGGAAUUACCAUAGUAGAAAGUGUUGUUUCAGGUACUUGAAGAUCAGCAUUGCAUGAUGCUACAGAUACCAUCAUAAUAUUCAGCAGGAGAUCACUGUUACUUUCCCAAAAACAGAAGACAUACAGUGCUUAAAGCAGCUUUGAACCAAUAAUGUGACACAACUGUGUUUAAAACGAUUGAUUGGUCGUUUCCUCUUCCAGGUUUCUUUCACAGCCAACAGCACAACCAUCCCCACCCACUUUGAGUUAGCUGCAGCGGAAGUAUGGUGGUUUCAACAGAAUAACUAGUGCUGUAAGUCAGGGGAGGAAGACAGAAUAGCAGAUCAGAGGAUCAGUGUAGAGAACCUCAGACUAUACAACACUGUAAAACAAACUGUCGCUCUUUAGUUUACAACUCCACCAUUCCACAAUGACAUCUGAUCUUUUGCAACAUUCCCAGUUGAACGGCUGAAUGCUGGCUGACAGUCAGCACUUCUGUUUUUCUCAAAUACGUCUUUCUUACAGCCUUUACAAAGUAAUGCAUGGUUAGCCGACUAGUGUGUUUUCUAUAAGAAGUUCAUUGUGAAGGAUUUUCUUCUGUUGUAUCCAUUUGUUGAAUAACAUGUAAUAACACUGGUGUGUUUUAAGUGAACUGUUUACAGUUUGCCAUUGUUUCAGGUCUAUUUCUUACAGAUUUUCUUUCGUUUGGAAUGUUUUAAGACAAAGUGCCUAUCCUUUUAGAUUUAUAUAACGUAGAAAAUAAUGCAACAUCAACUUUUUUGUAAUGCAUCCACACCAGAAUAGACAGUUGAUUUAUUUUGUAUGGAGCUCUGCAGGAAAACAUGUGGCACAGAAAGCCUUAUCUGCAAGCAACAUUAAUACCUACAGUACGCUUGAAAAUCAUGAAUUAACAUAUGACCUUAGAAAUGUGUUUUCCUCUUUUAAAAAAAAAAAAAAAUUACAUUAACAAUAUUGUGAGCAUUUAAUUCCUCGUAAAACCAUGGACUCUGAUGUGAGUAAAAUAGUGUGCAUGUUUAGAGUGUAGCUCUGGUCAAACACCUGUAUUUUUGAUAAAGAUGUCAGAUAUGCCCCCAGGAAGCUCCUGUCUUGUUCACAAUAUAUUCCUAUGUGGGGGUCAGCUGAUGUCUGACUGGACAGCAGAAAGCAUGUCUGAGCGAGGGCUCCGAGCAUAAAGAAUGAACGUGGCUUGCUCUCUUAGUGUGUGUUGAAGUGUGUAAACUGCUAAGCACAGAUUCUUGCAUAUCUUUUUUGUAUGUGGAACUUCACUCAUUUACUUCGUUGCCCUUGGUGGCAACUAGCAAAAAAAAUAAAAAAAUGAAUGUGAUAAUAUCAUGACAAGGCACUUGCAGCCGCUGCUUUCAUUGCUGAUUUAAUACAGUAGAAUACAGUGGCACUAUUAGCUGUGUUCAAAUUACCACUCAAUAUGAUGCAUGCUUAUGUGGGAUGCCAGUUACAGUUGAGUCUUAAUAGUUGAAUAAUUUUGCUACAGAGAAAGAUAAAAAGAAAAAUAAUAAAGAUGAAGAGGAUGAAUGCAAUGGAAUCACUUACCUUUUUCUGAAUAAUUUAGAUUAAAAUGAAUAUAAAUGGGCUUUUACUUCAGUUUAACUUUCACCAUUAUAAGUAGUAAAACAAGUUUAUUGCCUACACUGUCAACAAAAGCAUGUUAUUUUCAUGUUGGAUUGUAUAAAAGUGGCCCACACAGAAGAACUAAGUAAAACAUUUCAUCACUUUUAGCAACUUCAAAGAUCAAAUAACAAAUAAAAAAAUAUUUAAGUCCAUAUAAUAUAUUUUCUUUAAAUGUGGAUCAGGCUGCUUAGCAACCUAUGUGGUGUAAGGUGACAUUCCAUUUCACACUUACACCAGUAGGACAAGGAAUGAAAAAAGUUGAUUAUAUGCAAAUAUUAGAUAUUUCCAUUACUCAUGGUGUUUUAAUGAGUGGAACAGUGUGACUCAUCUCACAUGGUUUUAUCAAUAACAUCAGGAAGUGUCAUCCAGGAGUUUGAUAUUGUUUUCCGUUGCUCUUGUCUUUCAAAUUCAGCAGAUAAUCCUUAUUAUUGCCAUUAUUUUUAGUGUCCUGUUUUUUUAUUUCCAAGGUCAUAGUAUUACUAGCAUUUGGUUGUCAUUGGCACAAACAUUUUUGGCUUAAAAUGAGUGGAGUUAACCAUUUAUCUUUAUUAGAUAAAUGGCACUGUUUCAUCACCUCUUUUAAGGUAAUGGUUCCCAAAAUUUAGACCCGGACAUUUUUACCAAUGUUUAAAUCCAAAGACGCAAAGUUAUUUAAAAAAUAAAAUCAAAAAUGUAAUCAUAUACUGGAUAAAAUGAUGAAAUCUUUUUAAAGCUGCAGCAAGCUAAAAUGUUAGGGAAAACUGACUGAACGAAUCAAGAUAAAUAAUUUUAAAAGUGGUAUCAAAACAUCUUUUGGAAUCUCUGUUGGGAUUUGUCAACGUAUAAAUACAUACUGAUGAAUCUGUGGCGAUCCUUUUUAGCAAAGCUGCUCCAACUUAUCAAUAUGGAUUAUAGAAUUUGGACACAGCUAAUAUGUGAACAAAAUUAAAGCAGCAACAGCAUUGAUGGAACUUGUCAGAAAGAUAUGCUGUGCUAAUGUGGAAAAUCCAUUGUGAAUUGAUGCAACCCACUGUAGAAGUAGCAGAUAAGUUGUGAUCCAUGAAGGGUCAUCAUAAAUGUGAAAGGACAUGUAGAACGUCACCGAUGAUGUCACAGAGAGGCCACUGGUGGAUCCCUGUUUCAAGUGUUGUCUUCAAGUGUUCAUGUGAGGCCUGUGAACUGAAGCUAAGAGCUGUACUUUGCACUGACCAGGACAUCAUAUGAAGGCUGCUCUGCACUCAAAGAAUAAUUGUUUUGUGCAUCUUGACUGACAAAGGAUCUUGAAAAUUAUUGGCAGGUUUAUUUGCUUCCCAUUAUGGCUGUGCAAGAUGGAAGGAACCUGCAACAACAGACUGAAUGGACGGUGGGUUCUUUGAAAGCCUGUAUCUUUGGUGGUCUACAAGGAAAAAGAAGGGAGAAAAAGGCCAAGAAAAGUAGGGCUAUGCAACAAAACCUCCCCAGUUCUCCACCCAGUCCAUUCUGUAGCUACUGAUUCAGGCUUCAGCAUGUGACCAAAUGAUUUAAAAAAACAACAAAAAAAAAAACAUGCAAACAAGAAGACCUGAAACGUAUUGAGGAACAAAGUGUAAACAAGAAACCAAUUAUUUGGGACUAUAGCAACUUUAUACAUGUAUUCGCAUGCACAAUAUUUACCCACGUUAAUGUCAAAUGAAAAUCCCUUAUGGGAGGAGAUGUGUUAUUCUCUUUGGAAAAUAUAACAAUGUUUUUUAAAACGAACAUGUUUUAUGUCUCAGCUAUUUUCAUAUUGUUCUGCUGAAACAGUUAUUUGCUGAACUUUCUGAGGUCUGUAUUGCAUCAAAGGAUAUGUACCUCUGUCUAAGAUGAUCACCUGGCUUAUACCCAUUAGAUCUAAACUUCUGGGUUAUGCAUAUCUUUCGGGUGUACGUUUGGUUUUUACAAAAAUAAAUAAAAUUAAAAAACACCAAAUGUUUGCAUGUUCUAACAGUGUACUGUAUGUGCGUGGAGGAAAUCUGGAGUUUUUAGAAACACUGUGCUUGUUUCUAUCAUUUUUAGAUUUUGUACGAUGGGGU